UACGAACCGCACAGAUUAUAUUUGUGUUCAGAGGACAAUAUAGUCGAGGAAAUACUUAUUCUGGUGUGGAGAAACCAUGGUUUCUAUACUGGCUCAGGAACGCAUUCUGGGAGCCUCCUUGGGAGCUGGAUUUGCAGCAGCCAUGGUUCUGUAUGAACAGAAACUCAUUUACAGGUCAGCUGCUCAUUCACUUGAAUCAAUCUCUGGGCACCCAGUAGCUCCAUCUGCUCCCAAGAUUCCAGAACCAUUAUUUAGUAAGAAGAUUUGUUCAGAACUCGGACAUGCCUGGAAUAUUGCCAUUGACAAAAGCUUGGGUUCUGUGAUUGCAUAUCUUAGUUCUCGUGGAUGGUGAUGACUGAUUUUUUUUUCCAUAUGAGGAUACUUGAGAGCAUGCAUUUUCAUGGCUCUCUGAUUUUAACAUGCAAAAGAACUAACAAGAAAACUGUCAUUGAAGCAAACAUUUUUAUAUGAUUUCUUGGUCUCUUGGAUA
Molecule: messenger RNA, 490 nt
Organism: Cryptomeria japonica (Japanese cedar)
Lineage: Eukaryota; Viridiplantae; Streptophyta; Pinopsida; Cupressales; Cupressaceae
Exons: 3
Coding region: 77-352 (91 amino acids)
Source: RefSeq, a predicted model, not a curated record